CUUUGUAGUUCUGCUGACCGUCUUUCAUUUGGCAUAGCUUAAUACUAUUAUAACGUUCUAUGUUGCAUCUAUACUACACACUACUCCUUGUAUAUCACAGUAAAAGAGUACAUGAUAUAUGACAAUACGCAUUCUGAUGCUGGCUGUUCCUUGAAUAAUAUGUGUAAUGGAGAAUAUCUAUUGGCUAUAUUACUACAUUAUUCAUCAUUUUCCUGCAAUGCUUGUACACUUAGUCUGUUUCAUAUAAAUGCUUGAUUAUCUGCUAUCUUUGCAGAGCAAAAUAUCUGGUUCAAGUGGAGCCUCAUCUGCCCAGCCCUCAAGCAGUUCUGAAACCAGUCAGCCACCUCCUGUAGAUCCUCUACGACAAGCUCCACAACCCCCUGUGGCAGAAGCUACAACUUCUCAGCCUGAAAGAUCUCCUGCACAGUAUGUAAUCCGGGCCCCUUCAAACACAUAUGACAAUGCAGCAUCAAAUCUACUAUCAGGAAGCAAUAUUGACACAAUGAUUAACCAGCUAAUGGAGAUGGGUGGAGGCAGUUGGGACAGAGAUAAAGUCCAAAGGGCUCUUCGUGCUGCUUACAACAACCCGGAACGUGCUGUUGAAUACCUGUACUCUGGUAUUCCAGUAACAGCUGAAGUUGCUGUUCCAGUUGGUGCUCUAGGAGGAAACACAACUGAUCAACCUCUUACAGGGGAAGCCAAUCUCGCUGGAAUUCCAAACAGUGCUCCAUUAAAUCUUUUUCCGCAGGGGGGUUCCAAUGCUGGAGGUGGGCCACUUGAGUUUCUUAGAAACAACCAACAGUUUCAAGCACUUAGGGAAAUGGUCCAAACAAAUCCACAAAUCUUGCAGCCUAUGCUCCAGGAAUUGAGCAAGCAGAAUCCUCAAAUUCUAAGGUUGAUUCAGGAGAAUCAUGCUGAGUUCCUUCAGUUAAUAAAUGAGCCCUUUGAAGAUGGCGAGGGGGACUUCUUAGAACAACCUGAGCAGGAUGAAAUGCCUCUUACUAUCAAUGUUACACCAGAGGAGCAGGAGGCCAUUGGACGGCUUGAAUCCAUGGGGUUUGAGAGAGCACGUGUCAUUGAGGCAUUCUUUGCCUGCGACAGGAAUGAGGAGCUAGCUGCAAACUAUCUUCUUGAGCAUGCUGGUGAGGAAGAUUGAGCGGGAAUAGUUUGCACUCGCUUGACAGCCUUUUCUGGACAUCUGACCCAAAUUGAUCGAGAAUGCAACGGUAGUUCUGAAUUACUAAGCAAGGUUGAGAAUGAGCCGGACACUUCGUAUUGAUCCCUUGUGCGAGACCCCAUAUUACAUGUCGCCCUGUACAUUUAAA
This is a messenger RNA of Panicum virgatum (switchgrass), 1325 nucleotides long. RefSeq names its product ubiquitin receptor RAD23b-like. Gene Ontology annotation, molecular function: ubiquitin binding; damaged DNA binding; proteasome binding. The transcript is spliced from 11 exons. Lineage: Eukaryota; Viridiplantae; Streptophyta; Magnoliopsida; Poales; Poaceae. Gene Ontology annotation, cellular component: cytosol; nucleoplasm. The record is from RefSeq and is a predicted model, not a curated record. Bases 248 to 1156 code for a protein of 302 amino acids. Gene Ontology annotation, biological process: nucleotide-excision repair; proteasome-mediated ubiquitin-dependent protein catabolic process.